Penicillium chermesinum is the source of this 987-nucleotide messenger RNA. Its product is annotated as ankyrin repeat-containing domain protein. The coding region runs from base 1 to 987 and encodes 328 amino acids. The transcript is spliced from 3 exons. NCBI's taxonomy places the organism in Eukaryota, Fungi, Ascomycota, Eurotiomycetes, Eurotiales, Aspergillaceae. Gene Ontology annotation, molecular function: DNA-binding transcription factor activity; RNA nuclease activity; RNA binding. The record is from RefSeq and is a predicted model, not a curated record. Gene Ontology annotation, biological process: regulation of DNA-templated transcription; RNA processing.
AUGAAUCUUCAAGAGCAGCUGCAAGCCGAUCCGCUGGAGCGCCGCCGGCUACAGAACAGGCUCGCCCAGCGCAAGUUUCGCGAGAAGAAGCGGCGAGAGGCAGACGAAAUCCUUACAGGCUCAGAUCUCAGCCACAAUGGAUCUUCCCAAAUGUCGCGCGGCUCGGGAGCCAGCAAAGAAAGCUCCGACGGAGUUGAGCUGGGAGAUAUCGGGGUUACCAUGAAUACAUUUGAUCAGUUUCUUUCCGAUGAGCAUCCGGCUCCAUAUCUUCCCGGCACAGCUGGCUUAGGGUAUUCAUCCGAAGGAGUGGCACCGUUGGAUCCCAUGGCGUGGAGUGAAACGAACCGUCUAUCAAGCCACAACUUACCACAAACAAACGACGAACAGGGUCUUCUGGGCGCACUACAGAGAAGAAACUCGGACUCAGACUUACGAACUGACACUCCAAACAAGAACCCACCACUUUUUCACUAUGACGACCUCUCGGGAAUACUAACGAAAUCUAAGAAAAACGGCUGGCUUGGCAGCUUACACAUCGCCGCUGCACGAGGCAAUGAGAAAGUUCUGCGAGUGCUUCUUUUGAGUGGGAAUGUCGAUAUCAACCAGCAAGACAGCGACAAACGCACACCACUGAUCUAUGCAGCAAUGGAAGGCCGCGAGUCGGUCCUUCGCCUGCUACUCGCCCAUGGUGCUCGAAUAGGUGUAUCCGAUUGCGAUAAUCGAUCCUCGAUACACUGGGCAGUAUUACGCCGAGAUCGCAAAAUGCUGCAGCUGCUAUUAGACCACCGGGCGGAGCAUGAACCGGACCUUGACAUCGACACUCAUGACUCUCAUGGCUGGACCGCUUUACACAUGGCCAUUGAUAGAGACUUUGAGGACGGUAUGCUACUAUUACUGAAUCUGGGCGCCGACAUGAAUGCGAAGGCCGGGAAAUGCCCUAAUGUGAGCCGGGUGGUAGCUUAUUUAGAUUGGAAAAAAAAGAUCUGA